Trichoderma harzianum CBS 226.95 is the source of this 1269-nucleotide messenger RNA. RefSeq lists its product as hypothetical. The transcript has 3 exons. Lineage: Eukaryota; Fungi; Ascomycota; Sordariomycetes; Hypocreales; Hypocreaceae. Gene Ontology annotation, molecular function: actin filament binding. The coding region runs from base 137 to 1084 and encodes 315 amino acids. The record is from RefSeq and is a predicted model, not a curated record. Gene Ontology annotation, cellular component: cytoskeleton.
UGAGAUGGCCGCCGGGCAUUGAGCCGGAUCUAAUACUUCUUCUCUAUACUCUCGAUACUGUCUGUAGCACAGGAACAAUAUCUAGCCUCUUAUCUUAGAUAUAAACUAUAAAGCAUCACUCACUACACUCAUCACAAUGGCACCACCCACUGCCACCGCCACCGAGGAGGAACACACCCACCAGCAGUCCAUCAUCAAGAUGAACGUUGCUCCUGCUGUCGAAGAGGAGGAGUUGGAAUCCCAGCUGGACAGCCUCAGCCGCGGCCCCAAUCCCCUGCGAGGCAUCCCAACUUUCCCCUCCUUUCACGAGCACCGCAAGCACAUUGUCCUGCACAUGGCCGCCGUCUUCCGCAACUGGGCUCGCCACGGCUACACCGAGGGCAUCUCCGGCCACAUCUCCGUCCGUGACCCCGAGUUCCCGGACCUGAUCUGGAUGAACCCCAUCGGCAAGCACUUUGCCCUCCUCAACGGCAGUGACAUGGUCUGCUUGAGGAUCAGCGAUGGUGAGAUUGUCGGCGGUAACCGGACUCACCCUGUGAAUAACCCGGGCUACUACAUUCACUCCGAAGUCCACAAGGCGCGCCACAACAUCCACGCCAUCUGCCACGCUCACACCAUCGCCGGGCGUGCCUGGUGCGCCUUUGGCAAGCCUCUUGACAUGAUCACCCAAGACGUGUGUGAUCUCUACGGGGUUCUCGCCGUGGACACCGAGUAUGCCGGCAUCGUGACGGCCGAGCAGGAGGGCAGACAGAUUGCAAAGGCGCUUGGUCCCAAGGGGAAAGCUGCCUUGCUUAUUAACCACGGCAUCAUCACUGUUGGACAGACUGUUGAUGAGGCUGCGUUUUUGCUGGGCUUGGUGGAGCGCAGCUGUGAGAUCCAGCUCAAGGUUGAGGCUGCGUGUGCGGGUAAUCCGAGCUUGAAGAAGAGUAUUAUUCCGCAUGAGUUGGCGAUGAAUAAUUACAAGAUGGCGGGUGAGAAGCAUUGGUUGUAUGAGGAGGCUCAGCCGGAUAUUGAGCUUGAGAUUGAGCUGGCUGGAGAAAUCAUUUCGCGGGGCCUGGAUGAUGUGAAGAUUGAUACACCAUAAGGAUAGAGCGAGGGUGGCAAGAUUUAAACUGAUGAAUGACUAAACGACGCACAUAUAACUUUGGUUAUGAUUUUUGUUCUCUUUUUUUGUUUUGCCCCUAAUCCAUUGUUGUGAGGGCUGCGACUCCUUAUCAAGAGCUAUUGCUGCUUUGUUAUCAUGCAGAAAACUUGUUGAUACUUCCGAGC